AUGAGUACUGAUCGACCAGAGAGCGAACAAACGAGAGCUUCUCAAACGUACAGCGGAACGUAUUUUUCUAGCUCAGAGGACCCACAGUAUCCAACUGGGGCUUCUGAAAUUGAUCUCUUUGGCCCUCUUCGUGGCCCUGACGAUGGUCGCUAUAUCGGCUAUGCGCCAUCCUCUGAAGCACUCCUGUCUCUUCUUGAAAGCAAACGUAGCCUUCUCCCUGGUCAACAAUAUCAAUAUGGGAACCUCUCUUCCGCAGAUAACAUCCAAAUGUCCUCUCAACCACCACCGAAUCCUUACCCUUCAUGGACCAUUGAGAAGCAGGUGCCUCUAACGCGCGAGGAGAUCGAAGGAAUUAUGCUUGAUUUAACCAGGAAAUUCGGCUUCCAGGCUGACAACAUGCGUAACCAAUAUGAAGCAUUCAUGACCAUGCUUGAUUCGAGGGCGUCUCGAAUGAGCCCUGUACAGGCAUUAACAACAGUCCAUGCAGAUUACAUUGGAGGAGAGCAUGCCAACUACCGUAAGUGGUACUUUGCGGCGCAGCUGGAUCUAGAUGACCAUAUGGGUUAUCACUCAGCUCCAGGGAAGGACAAGAAGGUGAACCGCGACUAUAUGGCUCCGCAACCUGGCGCCGUCAGCAUUGAAGCCCAUGAAAACCUUGCAAUGGCCGAGGAACACUGGAAGACAAAAAUGAAUCAAAUGUCACACUUUGACCGCGCUCGUCAAGUCGCGCUCUAUCUCUUACUUUGGGGAGAAGGGGCACAAAUCCGAUUCUUACCUGAGUGUCUCUGCUUCAUCUAUAAGUGUGCUGAGGAUUACUACCUGUCACCUGAAUGCCAACAGCUGGAGAAUCCUGUUAUAGAAGGAGAGUACCUCCGUAAUAUUGUUAUGCCCAUCUACCGAUUCAUCCGCAACCAGUCCUAUGAAAUCCAGGGAGGUAAAUAUGUCAAGCGUGAACGAGAUCACAGCUCUGUGAUUGGCUACGAUGACAUCAACCAGGCAUUCUGGAGCCCUGAGGGCAUCGCACGCAUUCAACUUAAGGACAAAACAAGGCUAGUGGAUAUACACAUUGGCAAACGCUGGAUGGUUCUCAACCAAGUGAAUUGGGAGUCCGCAUUCCGCAAGACUUAUAUUGAGAAGCGGACCUGGCUCCAUUUGGCCGUCAACUUUACGCGCAUUUGGAUCAUCCAUGUUGUCCCUUUUUGGUACUUUACGGCUUGGAACUCUAGCUUUAUUUACAUGGAUAAGGAAAUAGAUGGAGAAGGUGUCCAUUACUCUAUCGUUGCACUUGGAGGAGCCAUCGCCACACUGAUUAUGCUACUUGGCGUCAUUUGUGAAUUCAUGUUUAUUCCUUUAACAUGGAGCAACUCUUCGAUGUUAGUACGUCGACUAGCAAUCCUUGUCGUGGUGCUAGUCCUUAAUGCCGGCCCUUCAGUAUACGUCUGCGGUAUCAGUCGUACUGGCACAGCUUCCAUGAUUGUCGGCAUCACUCAGCUUACUAUCUCGCUUAUUACUACUCUAGUUUUUGCCAUCGUUCCAUCAAACCAGCUUUUUGGAGCUUUCACAAAGGCGACUCGGAAGAAUCUGGCCUCGCAAACCUUCACUGCUUCCUUCCCUAAGCUCAACCGGUCAAGUCGCGCGCUUUCAUAUUUCCUCUGGACUCUUAUUUUUGCUUGCAAGAUGGUCGAAUCAUACUUCUUCCUUGCACGGUCCUUCAAAGAACCCCUCAAAGUUUUGUAUUCCCAACGUAUCCUCAACUGUAAGGAUAAAUUUAUUGGGCAAUCGCUCUGUAAUAUUAUGCCUGUCUUUACCAUCAUUGUCAUGCUCGUUGUAGACUUUGUGUUGUUCUUUCUGGAUACAUAUCUGUGGUAUGUCAUAUGGAACACAAUUUUCUCUGUCUUCCUUUCGUUUAAACUCGGGAUCUCUGUUUGGACACCAUGGCGCGAUAUCUUCUCUCGUUUACCAAAACGCAUAUAUGCCAAAAUCUUGGCUGCCGCUGAUAUGGACAUCAAGUAUAAACCCAAGGUCCUUUGCUCGCAAAUCUGGAACGCGAUUGUCAUUUCGAUGUAUCGUGAGCAUUUAUUAUCUAUCGAGCACGUGCAGCGCCUCCUUUACCAGCAGGUGCCGUCUGAGAACGAAAUCAAGCGUACGCUCAAGGCUCCCAUUUUUUUCGUGGCCCAAGAGGACUCCUCACUUCAGACUGAAUUCUACCCUAAGCACUCAGAGGCCGAGCGACGCAUCACCUUUUUUGCCCAGUCGCUCGCCACUCCUAUUCACGAGCCACUCCCUGUCGAUAAAAUGCCUACAUUUACGGUACUAGUCCCUCAUUAUUCCGAAAAAACUCUUCUCUCACUCCGUGAAGUCAUCAGAGAAGAAGACCAGAAUAGUCGCGUCACACUGUUGGAAUAUUUGAAGCAGCUCCACCCUGUCGAAUGGGACAACUUUGUCAGGGAUACAAAAAUCUUGGCGGAGGAGUCGACAAUGUUUGGAAGUGCCGCCAGCAGUACUGGUCUGGACAGCGAGAAGGGUAGCAUGAAAGAUAUGGGCAAGGUCAAAAGCGACGACCUUCCUUUUUACUGUAUCGGUUUCAAGUCUGCUGCACCUGAGUACACUCUUCGCACCCGUAUCUGGGCAUCCCUCCGUGCACAAACGCUGUAUCGCACUGUUUCUGGGUUUAUGAACUACUCCAAGGCCAUCAAACUCCUCUAUCGUGUCGAAAAUCCUGCCGUGGUACAGCAAUUCGGCGGAAAUGGGGAUCGCUUAGAACGCGAGCUUGACCGGCUUUCACGACAGAAGUUUAAAUUCUUAGUCUCCAUGCAGCGAUAUACAAAAUUCAGCAAGGAGGAAGCAGAGAACGCCGAGUUUUUAUUACGCGCUUACCCUCAGCUUCAGAUCACGUAUCUUGAUGAGCACCCGUCGGAUGUCGAAGGAGAGGAGCCUAUUGUGUACUCAGUGCUUAUUGAUGGUCAAUGUGAGGUACUGCCGGACGGCAAGCGUAAGCCUCGUUUCAUGAUUCGCCUUCCUGGCAACCCUAUCCUAGGAGAUGGCAAGUCAGACAACCAAAACCACGCCAUCGUUUUUUCUCGAGGCGAGUAUAUCCAGUUAGUCGAUGCCAACCAAGACAAUUAUCUAGAGGAAACUCUCAAGAUUCGCAAUGUCCUUGGGGAAUUUGAGCAAUAUCAUACCCCUGGAGUAUCUCCUUAUUCGCCUCAGAUCGAAUCCAAGGAUGUACCUGAGCCUGUGGCCAUUGUUGGUGCUCGCGAGUACAUUUUCUCGGAGAAUAUUGGCGUUUUGGGAGAUGUUGCUGCUGGAAAAGAGCAGACAUUUGGCACGUUGACUCAGCGCAUGAUGGCCAAAAUUGGUGGCAAACUGCAUUAUGGACAUCCUGAUUUCCUCAACUUUAUCUUCAUGUCUACACGCGGGGGCGUCAGUAAGGCACAGAAGGGCUUGCAUUUGAACGAAGAUAUCUAUGCUGGUAUGAUGGCUUUCAGCCGCGGUGGGAGGAUCAAGCACACAGAGUAUAUUCAGUGCGGGAAGGGUCGCGACCUUGGAUUCGGCUCUAUCCUCAAUUUUAACACCAAGAUCGGCACUGGGAUGGGAGAGCAAAUGCUAUCGCGAGAGUAUUAUUACUUGGGGACACAGCUACCGCUCGAUCGCUUCCUUACUUUCUACUAUGCUCACCCUGGAUUCCAUGUUAACAACAUAUUCAUUAUGCUUUCAAUCCAACUCUUCUUAUUCUCAAUGCUCUUUAUCGGUGCUAUGGCAUCAUCGGUCGAAGUUUGUUCUGAUAUUGCACAAGAUAGCUGUGUGAACUUGGUGCCUGUGUACGACUGGAUCAAGCGCUGUGUUCUUUCCAUAUUCCUUGUCUUCUUUAUUGCCUUCUUGCCUCUGUUUCUUCAGGAAUUCAUGGAGCGCGGCUUUGCUAGGAGCAUCAUCCGUCUAGGAAAACAUUUCAUGUCGCUUUCGCCUUUGUUUGAGGUAUUUGUGACACAAAUCUACGCCAAUUCGAUUUUGACCAACCUGUCGUUCGGUGGAGCUCGUUAUAUUGCCACCGGCCGUGGAUUCGCAACGACCCGGACACCCUUUGCGCUGCUCUACCCCCGUUUUGCUGGACCUUCGCUGUACUUGGGCAUACGCAUGCUCAUCAUGCUGAUCUUUGCAUCGCUCACUAUGUGGGUUCCUCAUCUGAUAUACUUCUGGGUCUCAGUCCUGGCGCUGAUUAUUUCGCCCUUCAUCUUUAACCCCCACCAAUUUGCGUUCACAGACUUUUUAAUCGACUACCGCGAAUUUUUGAGAUGGCUCUCCCGCGGUAACUCAAGGACACAUGUUUCGUCAUGGAUUUCAUAUUGUCGCACCCUCCGCACUCGUAUCACAGGUUACAAGCGUAAAAGGCUCGGACAUCCUUCAGAGAAACUUGGCGGCGACAUUCCCAGAGCCAAUUUUUUGCUUAUUUUUUUCUCAGAGAUCGUCCUCCCUUUCAUACAGAUGAGCCUCUGCACUAUUUGCUACAUGUUUGUCCGAUCCUUUCCUAGCAUGGUCACUAACAAUGGUACUGCUGUCUUUACAAGUGGAUUGCUUCGCGUUGGGAUUUUUGCUCUUGGUCCUCUAGUAGUUAAUGCUGGCGUACUGGCGGUCCUGUUCGGGGUAUCACUACUCCUGGGGCCCCUCAUGAAUAUGUGCUGUAUCAAGUUUGGAUCAAUCAUGGCUGCUAUCGCGCAUGCAAUUGCAGUCAUCUCGCAAAUAUUCUUCUUCGAAGCAAUUUGGGCAUUGGAAGCUUGGAAUGCUGCCCAUGCGGUGUUAGGAGUAAUUGCAGCUAUCUCUGUCCAACGAUUUGCCUUCAAGGUCACGAUAACCAUGUUCUUGACACGUGAAUUCAAGCAUGAUGAGACUAACCGUGCUUGGUGGACAGGCAAGUGGCAUGGCCGUGGUUUGGGCUUGCAUGCAGUCUCACAGCCGCUUCGCGAGUACUUGUGCAAGAUAAUUGAGAUGUCUAUGUUUUCUUGCGAUUUCAUUAUGGGACACUUGAUCUUGUUUAUGCUGUUCCCAGCUUGCUUGAUUCCUUGGGCGGACCGUUGGCAUUCAAUCAUGUUGUUCUGGCUACGGCCCAGCAAGCAGAUCCGACCACCCAUUUUUCCUGCAAAGAUAAGAGCGCAGCGCCGGCGUGUUGCUUGGAGAUAUGGUAUAUUGUUCGUUGUGGUAUUUGUAGCAUUUAUUAUGAUGAUUAUUGCGCCCUUGUUCUUCCAGCAACUCUUACCUCAGCACUUGGAAAAGCUCAUUCCAAUUUAAAGGUCCUUCUCCGCACCCUUCCC
Molecule: messenger RNA, 5306 nt
Organism: Lobosporangium transversale
Lineage: Eukaryota; Fungi; Mortierellomycota; Mortierellomycetes; Mortierellales; Mortierellaceae
Product: putative 1,3-beta-D-glucan synthase subunit
Exons: 3
Coding region: 1-5283 (1760 amino acids)
Biological process (GO): fungal-type cell wall polysaccharide biosynthetic process; (1->3)-beta-D-glucan biosynthetic process
Cellular component (GO): plasma membrane; 1,3-beta-D-glucan synthase complex
Molecular function (GO): 1,3-beta-D-glucan synthase activity
Source: RefSeq, a predicted model, not a curated record